Messenger RNA from Symbiodinium sp. CCMP2592, 1152 nucleotides. The record is from the annotation of a GenBank genome assembly. NCBI's taxonomy places the organism in Eukaryota, Dinophyceae, Suessiales, Symbiodiniaceae.
AUGGACAGUGAGUUCCCUCCGGGGCACUCAAUCGAAGAGGCAGUGGAGCUGCUUCGUGUCGCAGCCUUCCGUUUUCAUUGUCUUGAGACUCGCUUAGAGACAUUGGAAAAUUUUGUGUCGGAGUUCCGCUCCGUCCAGGAAAGGAUCAACACUAUUGCACUUCGUUUAGAUUCUCUUGAGCGCGAUCUGGCUGUGGUUCAACAGGCUUUCACCAGCCCUCAGGGUGUCAGCCUGCGAGCUGAACUUGAGGGCAUCUCCUUGUCGUUGUCUUCAGUCAUUGAGGUUGUGAAUCGGCUUGAGCCUGAGACAACUCGCAUCUUGCAUUGGAGAGAGCGCUUUACAGGAUCGCUUCAGGAAGAGCUGUCUCGCAUAGGCAACAUGCUUAGCGGUCAGAGCGCUUCUUCGGCGGCGAGCAGUGUGCCCGUGGUUGCGGACACAGGCACCGUGACGCCAGGUGACAGCAGUACUUUUGUGCCUCCUACCGCUCCGGUCUCAGCAGGGCAUCAGAUUUGCUUACGUCUUCUCCUGAGAAAUCUGCUUCAGCUGCAAGCUGGGAACUCAUUGCCCCAGGUGGUCAUCUGCCCGCUUCUGCGGGAUUCACCUGUUGUGCCGCUGGAGCCAGUCCCAUUGCUUUUGCAGGCUACUUCUCAACAGGUUCGUCCGGGCCUCACCUUGCAACAGUCUUUGCAUCAGGAGCAGUUCGCUCGUGUCUUGCUGAUUUGGGUGUUGGUGCGGCCCCUGGUGCUUUCCUUCUCGCCCAUCCUGCAAGAUCUUGCUUCGAGUGUUAAUGCCCCGGAGCUGGAGCUGGGCUUGCUCCGCACGGUGACCGAGACGACAGCCUUACGGUACUUGCAGGUGGUACAUAAGUUUCUUCAGCAGCUGCACACUCUCUGGCAGCUCACCUGGGAUACGGCAUCGCAGUCUGCUGUUGUUGAUUGCAUCCUGUCUUUGCGCAGGGAUCAUCAGGAUUGUCACCGCAUCAACUGUGUCAAGGCCUUACGCUGGAUUACAAAGCUGCUUCGUCUGCAGGUGGAUAAUCUUUAUGACGGCCUUUUCCGUCCGCUGGUUGCUGUAUCGAUACACGAUCCGUUCGAUACCAUACGUGGCGACGACUCUUGUUAUAGCGACGUCCGCUGUAUAGUGAACUCGUAA